ACAGCCCUCAGAGGACCGCCUGCCUUCCCACCAGGGGCUGGGGGAAGCCAAGUCUUCCAGCUCCUCAUCCUCGAACCAUUCUGACUUUUUCAGGAUGGGUAGCAGUCCCCUGGAGGUCCCCAAACCCAGCUUCCCGCGGUUCCAGCCACUCGACCAGCCAUGUCUCUCAGCGGAGCCUCUGAGCGCAGCGUCCCGGCCACCAAGAUUGAAAUUACCGUGUCCUGCCGGAAUCUGCUGGACCUCGACACCUUCUCCAAGUCCGAUCCCAUGGUGGUGCUUUACACGCAGAGCCGGGCGAGCCAGGAAUGGCGAGAGUUCGGACGGACAGAGGUGAUCGACAACACGUUAAACCCAGACUUCGUGCGCAAAUUUGUCCUCGACUACUUCUUUGAGGAAAAACAAAAUCUGCGCUUUGAUGUGUACAAUGUUGAUUCCAAAACCAACAUCUCCAAAACGGAUUUCCUUGGACAAGCGUUCCUGGCUCUGGGAGAGGUGAUCGGAGGCCAGGGCAGCCGUGUAGAGCGACCCCUCACGGGUGUACCAGGCAAGAAGUGUGGGACCAUAUUGCUGACUGCAGAGGAGCUUAGCAAUUGUCGGGACAUUGCCACCAUGCAGCUGUGUGCAAACAAGCUGGACAAGAAGGAUUUCUUUGGGAAAUCAGAUCCCUUCCUUGUGUUCUAUAGGAGCAAUGAGGAUGGCACGUUCACCAUCUGCCACAAGACGGAGGUUGUGAAAAACACACUGAAUCCUGUGUGGCAACCCUUCAGCAUCCCUGUGCGGGCACUGUGCAAUGGAGACUAUGACAGAACAGUGAAGAUUGAUGUGUAUGACUGGGACCGGGAUGGAAGCCAUGACUUCAUUGGUGAGUUCACCACCAGCUACCGGGAGCUGAGCAAGGCCCAGAACCAGUUCACAGUGUAUGAGGUACUUAACCCUCGGAAGAAAUGUAAGAAGAAGAAAUAUGUCAACUCAGGAACUGUGACGCUGCUCUCCUUCUCUGUGGACUCUGAAUUCACUUUUGUUGAUUACAUCAAGGGAGGGACACAGCUGAACUUCACAGUUGCCAUUGACUUCACAGCUUCUAAUGGGAAUCCUCUGCAGCCCACCUCCCUGCACUACAUGAGUCCCUACCAACUCAGCGCCUACGCCAUGGCCCUCAAGGCAGUGGGAGAAAUCAUCCAGGACUAUGACAGUGACAAGCUCUUCCCAGCCUAUGGCUUUGGAGCCAAGCUGCCUCCAGAAGGACGGAUCUCCCACCAGUUCCCCCUGAACAACAAUGAUGAGGACCCCAACUGUGCAGGCAUCGAGGGCGUGCUGGAGAGCUACUUCCAGAGCCUGCGCACAGUCCAGCUCUAUGGGCCCACCUACUUUGCUCCUGUCAUCAACCAGGUAGCCAGGGCUGCAGCCAAGAUCUCUGAUGGUUCCCAGUACUACGUUCUGCUCAUCAUCACUGACGGGGUCAUCUCUGACAUGACGCAGACCAAGGAGGCCAUUGUCAGUGCCUCCUCACUGCCCAUGUCUAUCAUUAUUGUUGGUGUGGGACCAGCCAUGUUUGAAGCAAUGGAAGAGCUGGAUGGUGAUGACGUGCGCGUGUCCUCUAGGGGACGCUAUGCAGAGCGGGACAUCGUUCAGUUCGUCCCCUUCCGAGACUAUGUUGACCGGUCCGGAAACCAGGUGCUGAGUAUGGCCCGACUAGCCAAGGACGUGCUGGCCGAAAUCCCAGAGCAGCUGCUGUCCUAUAUGCGCACCAGGGAUAUCCAGCCUCGCCCUCCACCUCCUGCCAACUCCAGCCCAACCCCAGCUCCAGAACAGCCCUGAGGAGCCCACUUAUUCAAUAACUAGCAGUCUGCCUGCCUGCCCACCCACUGCUUUUGCUGAAAGCCAGAGGCACUUGGAGCCCUGGACCUCAGUGAGUCUAGCUUGGGGGAUCAGUGCUGGCUGGUUGAGCCCUCUGCCCCCUCACCCACAGAAGGGCCUGGCACUAUCACCACCUCCCUGCCUUCAUGCCAAUAAUAAAGCUGAUCUUUACUCCA
Prionailurus viverrinus (fishing cat) is the source of this 2033-nucleotide messenger RNA. RefSeq names its product copine family member 9 (gene CPNE9). The record is from RefSeq and is a predicted model, not a curated record. The transcript has 21 exons. Gene Ontology annotation, biological process: cellular response to calcium ion. Bases 160 to 1818 code for a protein of 552 amino acids. Gene Ontology annotation, molecular function: calcium-dependent phospholipid binding. Gene Ontology annotation, cellular component: plasma membrane. NCBI's taxonomy places the organism in Eukaryota, Metazoa, Chordata, Mammalia, Carnivora, Felidae.